Molecule: messenger RNA, 2405 nt
Organism: Porites lobata
Lineage: Eukaryota; Metazoa; Cnidaria; Anthozoa; Scleractinia; Poritidae
Source: the annotation of a GenBank genome assembly
AAACAUGUCGGCUUUUGCUUAUCUUCAGAAAGAUUACGACAAGAUUCAACAAAAAAAGAAAUUAGAAACCGAUUUGGUGAAAAACUUGAACAAACCUAACAGUAACAAAAAACGCAAGAGAGAAGAUCAUGUCGACGACACGACGGAAAACGAAGCAGACGAUGAAAUGGUGAAAAUGGUGAAAAGACUAAAGAAGACCAAAAAAAGAGAUUUGGCAGCCAGAAAGAAAUCGAACAUGAAAAAGGACAGAGAAACACUGCAGACAAAGAAGAAAAUGCUUUUGGGACAGAAAAAGCGUUUGACAGCCAUGAAAACAAAACUUUUCAAGUCUAAAAAAAAACAAAAUUCUCUAAGCGAUGAAGAUGAAAAAGAAUACGACCCUUCUUCUUCUUCAUCAUCGACAGAAGAAGAAGAAGAAGAAGAACAAGGUGACGAAAUGGAAAAUAUUGCGGAUUACAUCGGUUAUUUGGAGGAUGGGAUAAACCAGGCCAAUGCCAACAUCAAAGCACAAGAGAAGAUGUUUAAAACUCUUUUUAAUAUCAAUGUGGACGAAGAGAUGGAAAAUAGAAGCGAAGAAUUAUUACAAGCGGAUGAAGAGGCCCAACGAAAACGUAAUGCUGCAGCGGAAAGAGCUUUCAAUACACUCAAGAGGGUGAGCGAAUUGGAGGAUGAAUUAAAACAACACGACCAAUUCAAAGCGGUCAUGAAGUCCAUGUUGGGUGACAGAGGCGUCUCUACGGAGAAAACAAAGGAUAAAAAAGAGGCGGCAAAGAAAACAAAAUCAAAACCAUCCAAGGCAUCAAAGAGUGAAGAACUGGAAGAAGAGAAUCAGGACACGUUAUUGGCGGACGCUCUGGCAAAAUUAGAGAAGAAGAAGAAUAGAAAACGAAAGAAGCAAAAUAAUUAGACCUCAACUUUAUUUUUUUUAUCAUGCCUGAAAAACGUGUGCAUGCUGCUGCCGUGGAGGAAGACUUAGAAGUAGUGGAAGAAAAACUUUUCAAAUCUGGCGAAGAAACCAAAACUCUAGAUGAGACUUGGGGAGAUUAUUUUCCCGUUCGCAUCAAUCCAGAACCUUUAGCUGCUGGCGAAAAUGCCAAGAUAUUGCGAUUUGAAGUCAAAUCGAGAGGUGACACGUUUCUAAUACCGGCCAAACACAUCCGUCUACACGCUGCUUUCAUACUAGACAGAGAUGGGGCAGGUGCUAGAUUUGACGAUCCUCACGCUAACGGUCGUGCCAACGGUGCAGAUCAUUACGGCCGAUUUGUGAAUGGAUUGAAGUACAAGGCAAUCAAGAAAAUCCGAGUGAAACCGGGAGGUCUUCAAGACAUAGAACAAGUCGGUGACCAUUUGAAUUGUAAAGAGUGGCUGAAUUUCCUGGCUUUCUACAACAAGUACGAGAAGAAAAAUAAGGCAAAACGGAGAAAUGAUUUCUUCGAACCAGAUUUGGUGGGUUCUCACUGGGAAAAUGCAGUGGGAGUCACUCUGACAGAUGCACAGAUCAGGGCAGUCACUAAUGACAAGAAAGGAUUGGAUGCCAUGAGAAGGUUGGAAAAGAGAUGUUUUGAUGAAGAUCCCAUACACAUGGAUUUUUCUCCUCUUCCUGGAGAAUUUUGUCAGAUAAACAGUGCAACAACAAGUUUUUUUAAUGGCACAAUAGAAAUAGAAUUUGCUUCAAAUCAGCAAAUGAUUAUUGCCAGACAAGGUGACGAUACUGGGUUGGGAACGGUAGAGCAAGGCCAUUAUCGGUUGGAUCGUGCCAACUGUUAUCUGGAAAUAUUGUACAUGCAAAAAGCAGAUCCAAACGAAAAUGCAGACAUUCAAGAUGCCAUGAUAAAUCACGGCGCUCAGACGUUCACUGGCACGGACAAGUUUCACCUGAUGGUGAGUCCCCCUUUUCGUCCAGUUGUGGGCGAUAAUCUCAUUCAACGCUGGCACACGCUGGACUACAGAAUUCCCAACAGAGGCUUCAUAGGAAUCAUCAGCAGAGCAAGUCUAAUAGAUGGUGCUUUUGGAACAGACAUGUUUCAAUUUCAGCCCUUCAACUGCGAUUAUGUGCAGGUAUUUGUGGACGAAAAGAACAUCGUCCGAGGAGACAGGAUAGAGUGGAGAGGAGAUAACACACAGAGGAGGGAGUUGUUUUAUCAGAGUCAGUGCGAUGCAGUGGCUCGAUAUCACAACGAUAUAAGAGACAACAUCUUCAAUCUCGAUCCAGAAGCUCUUCCCCGUUCCAUGUGGCUGUGGUAUUACGAGACGACUGCCAAUUUCGAAGCAGGUUUGGCCAACGCUCUUCAGAAGAUAGAAAAGACCUUCCGAGCCAAUCUACACUUCACUCAAGCCAGUAACGACGAACAUUACCUGUGCAUCUUCUAUGUGGCAAAAGAUCAACUGACGAUGAUGGAUGCAAC